AUGUUGCUGCGGCUGGAGGGCGGCCUGGCGGAGAGCCCGGUCAUCGUCUGCGCCGACUCGCAGGCGGCGCUCGCCACACUGGCGAGUGGGGCUGGGAGCCAGGCGACAGCACUCGGCGCCGCCGUAUGGCGACUGCUCCUGGCGCUCACGGACGGAGGACGCCGAGUCUUCAUGCAGUGGAUCCCAGCGCACUGCGGAAUACCCGGCAAUGAGAGAGCGGACGUACUGGCUAAAGAGGCAUCCAGCCUGUCGCAAGACGCCGUCCCAACGGACGUCCGCUCGAUGGUGAAGGCAGUCGGCCGCUCCGCCACCAAGGCAUGGCGUCGCAGCUGGCCAGACAGCUUCUUCAAAACCAUCAUGGGAGACCGGAUGCCGAUGCCGGUGCUCCUGGAGUCUCGCGACGAGGCGGUCAACGUCCACCAGCUGCGGGCGGGACACUGGAGCCGCUCGCAGAGCUACCUUCACAGAAUCGGACGCCGCCCCGAGCGCGACUGCCCACAGUGCAGUGAUCUGGCCUGCCCGGCGGCGCGCUGCCUGGUGUGUCGCGAGGGCCCAGACACGCCGGAGCACGUGCUGCUGAGGUGCCCGUGCUUGGCUGGCGCGAGGCUCCGCCUACUCGGCAAUAUCAGACCGGACCCUACGCAGCUUCGGGACGGCGGGGCCGUGGCGGCCUUGAGCCGCGGCUACCUCAGUCACCAAGAGCCGUUGGGCUACGGUCGGCCGUGA
This is a messenger RNA of Amphibalanus amphitrite, 726 nucleotides long. RefSeq lists its product as uncharacterized. Bases 1 to 726 code for a protein of 241 amino acids. The transcript has a single exon. The record is from RefSeq and is a predicted model, not a curated record. Gene Ontology annotation, molecular function: RNA-DNA hybrid ribonuclease activity; nucleic acid binding. NCBI's taxonomy places the organism in Eukaryota, Metazoa, Arthropoda, Thecostraca, Balanomorpha, Balanidae.